UGAAUUUCCUGGCUGAAUAUGGGCUGAAACAUGAGCGGCUGGAUCUGCUGCUUCCUGGUUUGUGCAUUUCAGCGGGGGAGAGAGACAGACAGACAGACAGACAGACAGGGGGAAUCUCUUUGUUUCUGUAGAAAAGGGGAGGGGCACAGCAGAAAGCAAUGAUAAUUGAAAAGUUAAUUUGCUGAUCCGUAGCACUAUCACAUGAGAAGGGAAAAUGGAUGAAUUCCGUGGAAAAGUCAUCAGUAAUGAUGACCUCGUGCAGUUCCGGCAGCAGUUGGCUCGGUAUGAAGACCACCAGUUGGAAACAUUCUAUAAGUAUUUCCGGGAGGAUCUGCUCUAUAUCAUCGAGUCUCUGGACACCCAGAGUAUCCUUAGGGAGCUGAACUUCCGAAAUCUCAUCUCUCCGGAGUACUAUCAGUCUAUAAAGAAGCAAUGUGGCGCCUCUGCGUUUGCUGAGAUGCUGUUAGAAGACAUUCAUACAUCUGGGAGAGACGCCGUGCUGGGAUUCUGGGAAAGUCUCUAUGUGCUACAGAAUGAACACCCUCACCCCAACCUGCUGGGGGCGCUGGAUGAACUUAUUGAAACAGGUGCUGUUCUGGAGCAGACGAUUACUUUAGAUAGAAAUGGACCUGAUCUACCUGCUGAUCUGAAAGCCUGCCGGUUACAGCACAAACAGAAUCUUCUAAAGAAAACUGAGAACCUGGUGGAACACAGAGCCCCAGGAUUAACCACUGAGAGUCAGAGUUUCAGUAUCACUGAGCGCUAUUUAGACCUCAUAGUUGUCUCCAGCCAGCACUUCCGGUCUCGUCCUCAGCACGAGCUUAUUGCAACAGGGGGAAUCCAUGAACAUUACUUACAGAGAGCUCAGAGUAACCUGGAGAGGAUUAGCCCUAACCGGCUGUUCCGCUGGUGCCACAGAAAGAGAUGUGUGCCACAGGCAGUGCUGGUGAGCGGAGUGCCAGGGGUGGGGAAAACCACAUUAAUGCAGAAGUUUGUCUAUGACUGGGCCAAUGGGAACCUCUACCAGAGAUUUGCCUUUGUCUUCUUCUUCAAAUUCCGGGAUCUCAAUAAGGAGGAGCUGAGCCUGGCACAGAUGAUUAUUAAUGAAUAUCCCUAUCUACACAGUCAGCUCGAGGGAAUCUUUCAAAAUCCUGCACAACUGCUGUUUAUUUUUGAUGGCUUGGAUGAAAGCAAAGAUCAAAUUGAUUUAGAGCAGGAACAACUGUGCACCAACCCCUGUUCCAUACAGACAGUUAGUGUGAUUGUGUCCAGUUUGGUGAGACAGUCUCUCCUUCCCGGCUGCUCUGUCCUAAUAACCAGUCGCCCAACCAGACUAGCAACAGUGGAAACUUCUAUUUUUAACAGAAUAUCUGAAAUUAUGGGCUUUUUCCCCAAAGAGAGAGAAAAGUAUUUUUUGCAUUUUUUUAAAGAUUAUACAAUGGCGGAGAAGGCUUUCCAUUAUGUGAGGGAGAACGGGAUGCUGUACACAUUCUGCUACAUCCCAUCCUACUGCUGGAUCAUCUGUACCGUCUUAUCCAUGUGCUUCAGGGCCCAAAGGGCAAACUCAGCGCAGACUGUGGAAUUUCUUCCCAAAACGGUCACACAGCUUUAUGCCAGUUUUUUAAGUAACAUCCUUGCCAAUCACUGCCAGGCAGUGUCUAUUGAUAAGAAUUUCCUGAUAUCCAUUGGCCGGAUGGCAGAGUAUGGGGUAAAUAGUCGCAUUCUUUCAUUUACUAAAAAAGAUUUAGCUGUAUAUAGUGUGGAUGCUUCCUCACAUUUAGCUACAAGCUUUGUGAUGGAGAGUGGGCAGCCUCCCCACGUGUCCUAUUCCUUCUUGCAUCUAACCAUACAGGAGUUCAUGGCUGCCUUGGGUCACUACCUUGACUAUUCCCCUGAGGGGCUGCAGAAGGCUCUUGAGGAGGCAAAAUCAAAAGAAGACGGCCGUGGGGAAAUAUUCCUUCGUUUCAUAUCAGGACUCUCUGACAGUUCCACCAGAUCCCUGUUGAAGCCGUAUGUAGGGGAUUUAUCCGCUCCAGCCGCCAAACAUGUUAUCUGCUUUCUCCAGAAGUCUAUCACCACUCUACAGAAUCCUGACAACAGGAAAGUUCUCAAUGUAUUUGCCUGCCUCGCUGAGUCCCGGAACAAAGCUCUUGUGUCCUCAUCCAUUGGAUCAAACAAGCAAUUUCAGUUUUCUGAAUUUUACCUGGCGCCUCUGGAUUGCACAGUGUUGGCUUUCAUCCUGGAAUCCUGUAGGGAAACAGAACUUCUAGACCUUGGUACCUGUUUUAUUCAGACUGAAGGACUGGAGAGAAUAUCAGCUGCUCUACACACUGUUAGGGAUCUCAGACUCACCAACAAUAAUCUGAGGGACGAGGACGUGCCGUGCCUUUAUUCCAUAUUAACUCACCUGCAGUGCCGGAUCCAAAAGUUCAGCCUGAGGAACAACGGCCUGACGGAGACAAGCUGCCUCCCAAUGGCUUUGGCAGUCAGUGAAAACACAUCCCUGAGGGACCUGGAUCUGUCCAAGAACAAACUGGCCGGGGAUGAUUUCUAUCAGUUGUUGGAGGUUCUGUCUGCCCCAACGUGCAGGAUAGAGCGUUUGGCACUCCAGGAGGCCAAGCUGACCCCAGAAUACACCGAGUCGUUCCUCUCCCUGACUAACAACCCCAACCUCGUGUCCCUCAAUAUCAGCAGCAAUUUCUUUGGCAACGCUGGUUACCCCCAUAUACAGAAACUGAUACUGGAGCACCCCAGCCUGAGGGAGAUCAAGGUGGGGAUGAACGAUUUUUCGGAAGAAACAGAAAGGAACCUGCUGCAGCUGCAGAGACGCAGGCCGGAAGUGGCCAUUCACUUAUGAUGGGCAGGAACAAGCAGGAGCGGUGGUGCAACUAGACCCCCCCAACCUUGCAGAAAAAUCAUUGUAGAGCUCCCCUAAACUUUAGGAAUAAUACAUAUUUUAUAAAAUUGUGCUUAUUGGUCAGUUUUUCUACUGGGCCACCAGUGAGCGGAGCUUCUUACCUUGGCACACAAAAGCUGCAUGCAUACAGCACGUUAAUUAUAGAGGUUUAUACACAGAUAAAGUGCCUGAAUGACUGUAUAGUAUAUCUAACUGUAUUUCAUAUUUGGACAUUUUUUACAGCCCCAGUUUUUUUAAUUUCAAAAGAUAAUUGCCUGUAUUUUGCCCAGUUUUUCAACUCCUGCAUUUGAAUCUAAGAACAAAAUAACCCAACCAUUGUAUGUGGCCAAUCAGUGGUGCUGCAGGCAUCCACCCCUCCAUUUCAGUGCUGCCCAGAUACACAUUAUUGGUCACUGGUGUUUUGAAAUUUGUGAUUUAAAUGCAUCAUACGAUUUAGUACACAAUUAGGUGGUGUAGGACCACCUGACGACCUCGCCAGGCGAGUGGAUCUUUACGGCCACCUUUAGUACUCUAUCUUGGAUCCUUGUUAGUGUAUCCAGAUCAGAUCUUCUCCUGAUAUCCCCACCUACGGGUGGGCAACAUUGGGGGAAUUUAGGCUAAUUUGGUCAUUUGGCCCUGGGGCCAACCGAUCGAAUUAUAACGUCUGGAAUAGGUGCAGACGGUUCAGGGACCUCAUCAACGAGUUGAUGCGGUCCCCGAUCUGACUGAAUUUUUUAACCUCCCCGAUCAAUAUCGG
Messenger RNA from Xenopus tropicalis (tropical clawed frog), 3653 nucleotides. RefSeq names its product NACHT, LRR and PYD domains-containing protein 12. The transcript has 11 exons. Bases 215 to 2857 code for a protein of 880 amino acids. Lineage: Eukaryota; Metazoa; Chordata; Amphibia; Anura; Pipidae. The record is from RefSeq and is a predicted model, not a curated record. Gene Ontology annotation, molecular function: ATP binding; nucleotide binding.